Panonychus citri (citrus red mite) is the source of this 1227-nucleotide messenger RNA. Its product is annotated as WASH complex subunit 2-like. The record is from RefSeq and is a predicted model, not a curated record. Bases 155 to 1219 code for a protein of 354 amino acids. Lineage: Eukaryota; Metazoa; Arthropoda; Arachnida; Trombidiformes; Tetranychidae. The transcript is spliced from 4 exons.
AAAAAACUCUAAUCAAUAUAAUUGAUCAUCAAUUCAAUUGACACUUUCGCUUGUUGUUAAUUGUUUUUUUUUUAAUUGCUCUUUUUGCUUAAUUAACUUAGAUUAGUGUUUUUAUUAUUGCUUUUCGCACAAGUUGUUGACAUCAAACAUACUAAUGGAACAAGGAUCAAGUGGUCAACCUUUCUAUCUAAAUGACUCUGAUUCUUGUACUGUUGAUCAGAUAAAGACAAGUGACCUCAGGUCAUUAGGAGACAAUGUUAAAUUACUAGCAGUUAUACAAAAUCUCAGUCAUGAUUUAGUAACAAAAAGUGAAAACACCUACAAAAAAUUGGAUGAAAUUCAGAGAGAAACUGAGAUAAAAUCGGUGGGCGUUAAGAACCUUAUCAAUGAAUUUCAGAUGUUAGCUGACUCACAAUUCAUCGAGAAUCGGAUCUAUGAUGCUGAUGAAAGUGACUCACCACCAGAAGAGUUUAAUAAGAAUAUUAUUGAUGAAGAAAAUAACAAAACACCAGCAGAUCAGAAGAUAUUACCAAUAAUUCAUGAGUGUAUCUCACAUAGUCUCAAGUUUAUCGACGAAAAUUUCAACUUUAAUGAUAAACCGUUGAAACAAACAUCCGCUGAAUCGGAUGACGAAGAAGAUUAUGUCAAAGAAACACUAGCUAGAGCUAUGGAGAGUAAUCCUUUCAAUAGAACACCUUUACCUGCUAUUAUUGGAAGUAAAGCGUUUUUUAGUCAGAACAUUUUCGAUGGUGGUGAAAAUCAUACUGAGAACAAUCAAAACGACAACAAUUCUACAAUUUCAUCUGACAGAAAGUCAAGUUUACAAAGUGAUAAUGAAGAAGAAGACGACGAGACACUUUUCUCUCCAAGCAAAGGUGUCUCAAUUCAACAUGGAAUCAUUCCUCCACCCCCACCCUUACCGAAUUUUUCAUAUUUCGCCGAUAGUAGAAAAGAUAUUGAAGAUGACGAAGAUGACGAGGAUGAAGAAUUAUUCAAACAAACUGAAACUGAGCCGAAAAGUUUACAAGGGAAACUCCCUGAAAUUAAACCAAAUCAGAGCUGGAAUCAUGAAAGUGACCAUGAUAGUGAUGAUUCAGAUGAUCUUUUCAAACCUCCGCCUCAAAUGAAUCCCAGAAAGAGUUUGGAGUCAACAAAAUUUCACCAACACCAACACCAAACCAAUCAACAUCUAAAUCACCGGAAGCAUUCAAGCCGUUAAUCACUGCU